GUGCAGGACCGCUUGGUUGUAUCCAUUGACUGUAUCAGGACCGUUACUCGACCUGGAAAAGCCGUCGCGCUCACCGGGUUCCUCCGCAGUUCUGAACUCGGUCUCGUAGCGUCUCCAGAACCCAGAAGGUUCUUCUCUCACAAACCGGGUCGAGAUGCUUCAUUUCCGGUCGACGGUCGCGCUGAGGGAGUUCCUUCACAGUCAUCUGCAGCGGCCGCUGGCGGCUCGCGCCGCGCGGAGGGGAGCACCUGCCGCCGCCACGGGGACCGGCGGGAGGGUGCCCGGCAGGGGGAGGGCGCUGUCCGCGUGGUCGGCCCCGCGCGGGACCAGGGGCUUCUGCUCCAAAGAUGAAGCCGGCAAAGACUCCUCAACCGAGAAGAGAAGGAAGGCAGGCAUCCUGCCCAGCCUGGAGGACCUGCUCUUUUACACCAUCGCAGAAGGCCAGGAGAAGAUCCCGGCUCACAAAUUCACCACAGCUCUCAAAGCUACCGGCCUCCGCACAGGAGACCCCCGGCUGAAGGAGUGCAUGGAGAUGCUGAAGGUGACGAUGAAGACCACGUCAGACGGAGCGCUCGACCGGCACCUCUUCAAAAAGUGCGUUCAGAGCAACAUCGUUCUGCUCACUCAGGCCUUCAGGAAGAAGUUUGUCAUCCCAGACUUCCAGCCUUUCUGCGCCCACAUUGACGACCUCUAUGAGAACGCCAAGAACAUGUCUGGCGGUCAGGUGGCGGACUACAUUCCCCAGCUGGCCCGGUUCAGUCCCGACUUGUGGGCUGUCGCUCUGUGCACGGUGGACGGACAGAGACACACGGUGGGCGACACCAAGGUCCCCUUCUGCCUGCAGUCGUGCGUGAAGCCGCUGAAGUACGCCAUCGCCGUGCACGACCACGGCACCGAGUACGUGCACCGCUUCAUCGGCAAGGAGCCCAGCGGCCUGAGGUUCAACAAGCUCUUCCUGAACGAGGACGACAAACCCCACAACCCCAUGGUGAACGCCGGCGCCAUCGUCUGCACGUCUCUCAUCAAGCAAGGAGCCAGCAACGCCGAGAAGUUCGACUAUGUCAUGAACUUCAUGAACAAACUGGCGGGGAACGAGUACGUGGGUUUCAGCAACGCCACAUUCCAGUCGGAGCGCGAGUCUGGAGACAGAAACUUCGCCAUCGGCUACUACCUGAAGGAGAAGAAGUGUUUUCCAGAAGGAACCGACAUGACCUCCAUCCUGGACUUCUACUUUCAGCUUUGCUCCAUAGAAGUGACCUGCGAGAGCGCCAGCGUCAUGGCGGCGACUCUGGCCAACGGCGGAUUCUGUCCAAUCACAGGCGAGCGCGUCCUGAGCCCCGAGGCGGUCCGGAACACUCUGAGUCUGAUGCACUCCUGCGGGAUGUACGACUUCUCGGGACAGUUCGCCUUCCACGUCGGCCUACCGGCUAAAUCCGGAGUGGCUGGUGGGAUUCUGCUGGUGGUUCCCAACGUGAUGGGCAUCAUGUGCUGGUCCCCCCCGCUGGAUAAGUUGGGCAACAGCGUGAGAGGGAUCCAGUUCUGCACGGAUCUGGUUUCUCUCUGUAAUUUCCACAACUACGAUAAUCUCAGGCACUUUGCGAAGAAACUGGACCCUCGUAGGGAGGGAGGAGACCAGAGGGUGAAGUCCGUCAUCAACCUGCUGUUCGCUGCGUACACGGGAGACGUGUCGGCUUUGAGGAGGUUCGCCCUGUCCUCCAUGGACAUGGAGCAGAGGGACUACGACUCGAGGACGGCGCUGCACGUGGCCGCAGCCGAAGGACACGGUGAGGUGGUCCGCUUUCUGCUGGAGGCCUGUAAGGUCAACCCGGUUCCCAGGGACAGGUGGGGGAACACGCCGAUGGACGAAGCGGUUCACUUCGGCCACCACGACGUGGUCACCAUCCUCCGCGACUACCACAACCAGUACAGCCCGCAGGACACCGGCACGCAGAAGGAGAGCGCCGAGAAGAACCUGGACGGGAUGCUGUGACGUGACUCCUCCCCCGCCCUCCCAGAAGGUCCGCCGAGGAACCGAACCUCCAACCCCGCAGAGAAAGAGCCGUUCCCUCCGACCGGAUCCGUGCGUCUGCAGGACGGUUCCUCACGUCAAGAACACGUGGUGGUGGAAUGUACCCCCCCCCCGAUAUUUAAUCAUGUGACGUGCGCACUCCUGUGUUUGUGUUUGUGUCGGUGACGCUCUGAGAGCCGUUAGCGUCGUGCAGCCCUCGGUUCCCGCUUCUUUCCGACGUUUCGUUCGACAUCCCUAAAGUUUAGCGACACGAGGCUGAAAGUUGUAACUUUUGACGACACCAAAAACAAAAAUACAAACGCAUCCGAUUUACUUAAAUUAGAACCACAGUUGAUGAAAGUCACUUAGUUUUUUAACUAAGCACAAACAGGGUCCGAAAUUUUUCAUGACUCCUCCCCCUCAAUGCAGGACACGCCCCCUUUUUUUUAUAGUGUUACAAUCAUGCACUAACGUAUUUCCUGUGCAGUAUUUACCCCGCUUCAGACUCCUCCGUGUGUUUGUAUUUUUGUCGCGAUCCAAAUGAUGUCUUCGCUUAUGUAUCGUAUAUUAGGCUAAUAGGUCAAAGGUCGCAGGUUGGAGGUAUUUGGCCGCGGCGACGGUUGAAACGACUGAAGUGCGUAAUUUUAAUGAUAAAUGAUUUUACCAAACAAUCACAGAUGUUUGUUUGUUUGUUUCUUAUUAGUGCAAUUUAGAGAAAGAAAGCAGCUACCAAAAUAAAAGCACAGAAAGGGCAACAAACUAAAAUUAGCUUUUAAAUGCAUCGUUUUUUAUUUUUAUUUUUUUUAAAUAAUCCCAACCUGUGUGUGAACGCUGUGUUAGCUUAAAUGUUUUGUAAGCAAGACCAUGAAUUUGUGUAUUUUUGUUUUUAUCUGAUCCUCCGUUUGUGUUGACCUCGGCUGGUUCAGGAAGUUUGUACAUAUCAGAAGCGACACUGCCAGAUCGCAACGAUCCAGCCAGAGCUCCGCCCACCAGGAAGUGAGCUCCACAGAGGGAACGGUGUCCUCUGUGGAGCGCACACACACACGUGUGUUUGUGUAAAUGUUUGUAAACUCAGGAAGGACGCCGCCGGAGCUUCACCGCCAGUUUUGAACCCGUGAUGUGAGGAAUGUGUCGCACUUGAAUGUCCGUGCCGUCCUUUGUUUCGUGACGUUGAGACUGUCGUUAUUCCGGAGCCACAAGGUUGUUUCUGUCCGUGAGAGAAGCACAAGAGUUUUCGUUCUGAAUGUAACGGUCGCUUCGGUUUCCUCUGGGUGUUAUCUAUGCUGCUGCGGCGCAUUCCGACCCGUCAGAUAUUUAUUCACUGAUUCAAAUGUUUAAUAAACUUUAAGGACAAAUUGGA
Messenger RNA from Oryzias melastigma (Indian medaka), 3368 nucleotides. Its product is annotated as glutaminase kidney isoform, mitochondrial. The record is from RefSeq and is a predicted model, not a curated record. The transcript has 18 exons. Gene Ontology annotation, biological process: L-glutamine catabolic process. NCBI's taxonomy places the organism in Eukaryota, Metazoa, Chordata, Actinopteri, Beloniformes, Adrianichthyidae. Gene Ontology annotation, molecular function: protein binding; glutaminase activity. Bases 155 to 1990 code for a protein of 611 amino acids.